AAACUCUCCAUUUCAUUCAUUCAGACCCAAGGGAAGGAACUGGGAAGCAGUGAGAGUAGCGGGUCAGCGCCCCCUCAUGCUGGGGAACCAUUAUCUGAUCUGGGACAGAUUAAUAAAAGGGGGCGACAAUUCCAGAGGGUGAAACAUUGUGCCCUGUACCCACAGUGCCAACCUCCCAACGUCUGACAAGAUGACUUCUGCAAUGAAGGUCUAUUACAGUCAGACCACCCAAACAGAUAGUCGUCCUCUAAUUGGCUCAAGCUUGAGAAGGAGGAGAGUCAUGACCAAAGAUGGGAGGAGCAAUGUCCGCAUGGACCACAUCACAGACAAAGGGUUCCUCUACCUCAAGGACUUGUGGACAACAUUCAUUGACAUGCAGUGGAGGUACAAGCUGCUCCUGUUCUCCGCAACCUUUGCUGGGACAUGGUUUAUUUUUGGGGUCAUUUGGUACUUGGUGGCUCUGGUGCAUGGUGACCUCUUAGAAUUUAAUGCUCCGGCCAACCACACCCCAUGUGUCAUGCAAGUGCACACGCUCACCGGCGCUUUCCUCUUCUCAUUGGAAUCGCAGACAACUAUAGGCUACGGAUUCCGCUACAUCAGCGAGGAAUGUCCCUAUGCCAUUGUCCUCCUCAUUACUCAGCUGGUCCUCACCACCAUCAUGGAGAUCUUUAUCACAGGAACAUUCUUGGCCAAAAUUGCCCGUCCCAAAAAAAGGGCAGAAACCAUCAAAUUCAGCCAGAAUGCAGUGGUGUCCCAGCAUGAGAGCAAAUUGUGCCUAAUGAUUCGGGUGGCCAAUAUGAGGAAGAGUCUGUUGAUUGGCUGCCAGGUGACAGGGAAGCUCUUGCAGACCCACCUCACUAAAGAAGGUGAGAAUGUCCAUCUCAAUCAGAUCAAUGUGAACUUCCAGGUGGACACUUCCUCAGACAGCCCCUUUCUCAUCCUGCCACUCACCUUCUACCACAUUAUUGAUGAGUCCAGCCCCCUAAGGGAUGUGGCCCUUCGCUCAGGAGAAGGGGACUUUGAGCUGGUAGUGAUUCUCAGUGGCACCGUGGAACCAACUAGUGCCACUUGCCAAGUGCGGACAUCAUACCUCCCCGAGGAGAUCUUGUGGGGUUAUGAGUUCAGCCCAGUGAUUUCAGUCUCCUCCAAUGGGAAAUAUGUGGCUGACUUUAGUCUGUUUGACCAAGUGCUGAAAGUGUCCCCUCCAUGCUGCAUCCAUGAGACAGUACGAUCUGGAGAUUCGGAGAAGCUCAAGCUGGAAGAAUCUUUUAGGGAUAAACCUCAGAAAGAUGGGAGCCCCCUCAGUGUGAGAAUCAGUAAUGUUUGACUUCCAGGAUUAGAUAAUAUAACUAUAAUUCUUUCCUCUACAGUAGGUACCUGGCACACCCCAUAAGGGGCCCAAUAACUCCUAGAAAAUGGUUAGGAAACCCACCACUUGAAUGUUCUAGUAGGUCACUGACCAUUCUCAUGCGUACUACAGAGGAAGGCUCUAUAUUACACUGGACAUUUAUUGUCUUUAGGUUUGGGGGAGGGUGUCUUUUUUGCCUUGAACCCUUUUAUUUAAUGGAACUGGUGGACAUCACUGUGUGGACUAGAGGCACUACAACAGACAACAAGAAUGUAUUGAUUCUUUUACUGAGAUCCAAAUUCCACAAUACCCCAUCAUCCCCUGGACUCCGAAUAGCACCAAUAAUUUUGCUUCUUCACCAGACUGUUGAGCCAACUUUAUGCUUGGCAACUUUUCUAAACCCUAUGGCCUUCUUGCUCAAAAGCUUCCACAAGUGCCUGCUCCACUGAUGUAAAUGUAGGUGGGCUAAAACCCAAGGUAAAACCCAAGACGCUGAGGUUGUCAGGUUCACCCAAAUGCUAGUGACUGGAGUAGAGAGCCCCCCUUAUCUCAGCACAUGCUUAGAACCCCUCAACCCCAACCCUACAUGAAGGGCCUACCCAAUGGAGCCAAGGAACAUGGGUCAUUGCUACCAGUCAUGGGCAUUAAGAGGUAGGCAUGCUGCUAGAACCAGUCUUGUUUUGCUGAACAUGAGAGGGGGGCACAAAGGCCUUAAUCAGGACAAGAGACUUGACCAGAGGACAUUUCUCCCUACCAUGUAGUACAUCUCACUGGAUGAUAAGAGCUGGGGAACCAGUAACAUUAGUGAUUUCUAUGAUACAUUUUGUACUUACGCUGCACCCUAAAUAACAGAAAUAUAUAUAUAUAUAUAUAUA
Messenger RNA from Xenopus laevis (African clawed frog), 2223 nucleotides. It is a transcript of the gene kcnj10.S, whose product is annotated as potassium inwardly rectifying channel subfamily J member 10 S homeolog. Bases 191 to 1327 code for a protein of 378 amino acids. Gene Ontology annotation, biological process: regulation of monoatomic ion transmembrane transport; metal ion transport; potassium ion transport. Gene Ontology annotation, cellular component: membrane; plasma membrane. The transcript has 2 exons. Gene Ontology annotation, molecular function: inward rectifier potassium channel activity. Lineage: Eukaryota; Metazoa; Chordata; Amphibia; Anura; Pipidae. The record is from RefSeq and is a predicted model, not a curated record.